Molecule: messenger RNA, 4544 nt
Organism: Parasteatoda tepidariorum (common house spider)
Lineage: Eukaryota; Metazoa; Arthropoda; Arachnida; Araneae; Theridiidae
Product: RING finger protein 141
Biological process (GO): protein autoubiquitination
Molecular function (GO): ubiquitin-protein transferase activity
Source: RefSeq, a predicted model, not a curated record
AUUCCGUCUUAAUAAAUAUUUUGAUUUUUCGCUCGGAUGGUUCCCCUUCUUGUGUUUAUUGAAUUCAUUCCUAAUGAUGGAAAUUAUAUAAAAUAGUUAAAAUGAAUAAAAAAACUUUUAAACGGCGAAAUAUUCCUUAAUACAUUUUUUAAAAUUAGACUGGUUGAGACUGAAAACCUACUGAGAAGACUAUGGGCCAAUCUUUUACAAGUCAACUGGAAGAAAUAAAAGAUGAUGUUGUUAAAGAAGCUCAUACCAUUAAAAAUUUACUUGAUAUCUCUCAUGAAGAAUUGUUAGAGAAAUUAAAUCAAGUCAAUGAAAUAUUAGCGCAUGCUGCAGAUGACGGCAACUCAAGGCUAGAAUUUAAGAUUAAAGAGGAAAGUGAUACUACAUUCUUUUGGAAACACACUAUAAAAAUAGUUUGUGUUCGGCACUUAACUUCUCCUCCUCGAUCAUUAGUUUACAAAUUAUUGAACCUGAGGCAGUUCCUAACAGGCUACAAAAUGAUACUGUAUCAUAUGAACUACAAGCAAGAAAUUGAGAACUGUGCUAGUGCCAAAUCAGAAAACCCCAGUGGUUUAUUGAAACAAUUUUCAGCAUCUAUGAUUUUGGAUGAGAUUACAUCCGGAGAAAAUCCUGAAACAGAAGAUUGUAUAAUAUGCAUGGAAAGAAAACCGGAAGUAACUCUUCCUUGCACUCAUGCCUACUGUUUGUUUUGCAUUGAACAAUGGAAUGUAUCUAAUAAAACAUGCCCAGUUUGUCGGGAAACUGUGGAAAAUACAGAUGAAUCAUGGGUAACCCCAGAUAUUCCAAACUCAUCUGAAAUUAAUGCUGAAGUACAAAAAGCUCUGACUGAGUUGACAUUAAACUUGCCUGAAGAUGACGAUUGAUCUGGGUAGCAACACCUGAAAAAAUUGUCUCACAUGCUUAAAAUCUUUGUCAAUUUAAUUAAUCUCCUAUUUGUGUCUCUCAAGUCAUAUAUCAAUGUUAUUUUUCACGAGCUUUGUGUUGUGUGUAUUGCCUAUAGUAUUGAAAAUUGUUUACUAUAUUGAGUUUAUUAAUUUACAUAUUUUUUAUUAGUUUAUUCUUCUCACUUUUGUUCCUGAAAAGAACGUAAUUUAGUAGUUCUAUUGUAACAGACUAAGAGCUCAAGAUAAUAAAAAAAUUAUAUUACUGUAUUGUUUUGUUAAAAAACAAAGAGAAGCAUUAAUUCAAGCAUAGUUACAUUUGGAAUGUGACCUUAGAAACGAUGCAAAUGUACUUUUAAUUAAUAAAAUUAAUUUCUUGUGUAAUUGUAAUUCAAAAGAUGCUGUUGUAAUUAACAAACAGAAAUUAACUUGUUUUUAGAUACUUUUAUAUUUCACUGCAUUUUUCAGAAAUAUUUUUGCAAACUUUAACUGUGGCUGCAGUUUAAGUAAAAGAAAAGAUAAUUGUGUACUAACAUCUGUAAAAACAAGUACAUUUUUAUGACAUGUUUCAGUUAAUUUUACUACUGAUGCUAUAAUGGUUACUUGACCAUUAAAAUCUGUAGUUUGAAAUAAAUUUUCACUGGAAGAUAUGAGGAAAACUCUACAUCUGAUAGGUAUUUUUAUAAAAAUCAAAAUAGAAAAAAAAUUAACAUUGGUGUGAAAUGGUCCAACUGAUUUUUAAAUUAUCUCAUUAUCUGUAAGUGUUUUUUUAAUUAUUUCCAAUUUAAGCUUAGAAAUUUUAUUAGUAGUUCCCUAUUUUUUAUUAUUAAUAUUUCACUGUCAACUAUUAAAUUUUGGAUAAUAUUUACAUGCUUUGUGUACAUAUUUUGCAAGAAAUAAUCAUUAUAAAUAAAGUGUUUGAAUUUAAAAAAAUGAAAUAAGGAGAAAAUGGUGAGAGAGAGAGAAAAAAAAACAUCACGGGGAAAAGGUUUUGGAAUGAAAUUUUUCAUAGUUAUUUUUAACUACAUACAUAUAGAAAUUUUAUCAAAUUACAGAGUAAAUUAAAUAACUUGCAUGAUAGACCAUGUCUAUCGCCAGACUUUCAUAAAAGGAAAAACUUUCUGUAAGCACAAAAUCUCAAUUAUAAACAAAACCUUUUGGCAAGCAAUUAAUUGACUCUUGUAUUGAUUAGUUUCAACCCUUUUGCCACCUAAUUUUGACAAAAUUUGUUCGAAAAUCACUGUUUUUUUUAUAUGUGUUUUAAUUUUUCUAAAAAUCUUUACUGAUUUUUUUAUAUAUCAGCAUAUAUUUCUUUCAAUUUAAAAAUUUUUUGGAAGUAUAAAACCAGUUAUUAACUUAACGAAGUUUCUGUCAUUCUAUCUAAUUUUUUUUGUUUUAUUUUAUUUUAUAACUGUCGUUGAACAGCCGACCCAAUUUUGGGUUUACGACUACUAAUGUUCAACUCCCUAGCCUUGUAAUUGAACCAAUCCAGAAAAGAAGGAAACUCCUGGAUCAGUACCCUCAGAGGUAUUGAUUUGUUAUGGGAACAUGGAGGACAUUGAGACUCGACAGAUUUAAUGUGCAUCAGUCACCAUUUACUACAUGGGGAGUCUUCGGCCAGCAAGGAUCAAACCCACAACCUCAUAGACAUAGGCCCAGUGUCCUACCAACCAGGAUAUCCCAGCCCUAAAAUUGUUUGUUGGGUAGAAUAUAGUAAUUUUGGCUGCUUUUAGUUAUUUUCAUAAAUUUUCCACCAUAGUGACAAAUUUUCUUCAAAUGUCGAAGGUGCAUUCAUGUAUAUUAUGCAUAUAUUUCAAUACAACAACCAACUCCUUUAAAAACCUCUUCGGCACUAAUUUCUUGCCCUUCAAUCUGAUGGUUAAGAGAGAGACCAUGCAACCUUUAACAAGGGUCUAAUUAACAGCUCCCUAACACUGAAUUUUCACCCUUCAGUAAGUUAAAACAACACAUUGCAAUCCGUACUUGGUAUAGCCCUUAAAAGAAAAUGCCAUUGCAUUUAAAAUUGUUUUCAGUAUCUUUUACAUAUACAAUAAUUGUAAUUAAUUAUUUCUAAAUUUUAUGAAUGAUUUGUUAAUAUUUUAGAGUAAGUUGUGAUAAUCCUGAGUCUGCAGUUUUUGGAAUGUUUAGCUCCUUUAAGGACUGAUUUUAUAUAUAAUUGAGUGUAGUCCUUUGCAAUUUACAGCUAAUAAAUCAAUAAGUGUUUUUUAAUUGAAAUAAUUUCUAACUGUAAUUUAUGUUGACCUUUGUACUUUAUGCCCUCCGAGUUAAUAUAUUAUCAGUUGAUUGUGUAAAGUUUUCAGUUGAUAUUGAUUCAAAUGAUAUUGAGUUAAUUUCCAGUACACAUAGUUAUUGAGAUAAACUAAAUAUCAAAUAAAAUGACAAUUUCUAAAAAUUGUGGAUAUUUCAUUUUAUUAUUAUUUAUUUUUUUUGUUAUUGAAGUUCAGGCAUUUUAUUGCUUUCUCUUUAUUUACAAAUUUUAUCAUUGAAGGUUAUUAAAAAGAAACUUAAUCCUUGGCUAUUCUUUUAACAAAUUUAAAAGUAGAUAGUAAACAAAUGUAUCAAUCAAAAUUACUUGCAAAUUAGAGUAUUAAUAAGUAUAUCCCCAUUGUGUAAUUUUUAUUUAAAAUGAGAAAUUUGGCUUAAAAAUGUACAAUAUUGAAAGGAAUUGAAUAAUCGCAAGUUAUAGUCUUUUUGGAGGGGUAUGCAAUUUUUUUUAGUGAUAUUUUUAUUAAAGAAUAUAUAAUAUGUUGCUGUACAUUCAGUUGUUGUAUAAAUUACUUUUAUACUUCAUCAAAAGUAUUUCAAUAUUGAACAUUUUUAUUUAUCAACUAUUUUUACUUUUUGACUAGUUUGUUAAAACUACAUAUACUGCAUAACUUCCUUUAGUGAAUCACUUAUUUCUAGCAAGAGAAAUGGUUUACCAUUUAUAACCUUAUUUGUAUUGGCAAAGAUUUAGUUUUUUUGUUUCAUUUAUUUUUAUAUGCAUAUCUUUUAUAAGUUGUUUUUUUUAUUAAAAUUACUUAUCUGUGAUGAAGUAAAACGCUGUCUUUGGAAUUGUAUAUAGAAAUUUUAGAGCUGGAUAAAUAAACUUGUACAGUUAAAAAAAAAUUUAAAGUUAUUUAAUGACAGCUUUUGUUUAAGAAAAAAAUUUUAAAGAACAUCUAGCAUAUUUACAUUCAUAUAAAGUCUUGAAUUUAUAAACCUUUUCAGGGACAUAUUCUGAAUGUUCUAAUAAUUCUAUGUUGGUCUGUUAUGUAAAAAAAAAAAUAAAAUGUAAGUACCAAUUCUUUUUCAAGCUGUUCAAGUUAAAAUUUGUGUUUCUGAGUUCAAGUUUUAAUAACUCAUUUAAUUUAAACUAAACAUUUAAAAUUUAAGUGUUAAGUGAGAAUUAAAGCGUUUUUAAUUAUGAUAGAGUUUAUUUUAUUUGUAUUAUAAGUUUAUUUCUGUAUAUAUUGUAUUAUGAUUGUUAAUGUUAUCAAAAUAAACAAAAAAAUUGUAUUUACUAGUCUUGAGAGUUUGUUUUUAGUUCCUGUUGUUGUCUUAUUCAUGAAAAAAAAAUUUGUUUUAGUUUAAAUUAAUAUAUUUUUAUUAAACAGUAAAAUGUGUGCUGUCAUA